CAUUGAAUGGCGUCUCCGACGAUUCACUGUUUGUUGAAAAAAAUGCUAGCGACCAACGAAAGGGUAGAUCAUUGGAAUAUUUUAAAGGUUAAACAAAUAGGAAGCAUCGUGUUCGUGUAUAUGCAUGUUUUAUUGGAAGGUCGGAAGAUUUUGCGAGAAGGUGGUGGACCUGGUGGCGAUGGAAAUGGACGUCGUCGUCGUUUAUCUUUAUCACGCUCCAGAGUCCUACCCCCAAUUGUUUGCUUUUCGAAUUAUACACUUCGCGGACAAAGUAAUCUUUUCCUUCGACGCCACGCGAAAUGGUCAAAAAACCCCCCUCGUUAUUUGCAAUUUUCACAUCAUCGGCCGCCUGCUCCCGCUUCUUAUUUUUUUCUCUCUCUUCUGGUAAAAUUUGACGUUUUCGUUCGGUUAGCUCAGCUGACUUUGGAUCAGAGCCAUUCACUCUCGCAAAACCGUCGAGACGACAGUCUAGAGAGGGGAGAAGUGAAUUAAAAAAAAAACAAGAAAAGAAAAACGUUGCUGAAUGCCUUGGAACGUCAACGAUCGCCUCGUCAAUAGAUCAAUUUGUUCAAACUCCUAUUAUAUAUUAUGUCGCAAGAAGCUCCGAAGUGUUCCUUUUGCCGCGAAGAUGGCGAAAAUACUUUCAGACCCAAAUCGACGCUUCCUUUUCUAUACCAUUUGCUUCUGCUUCUUCACCACAGGAGUGCUAACCUUGAGUGUACACAAAUCUUCCCCUCCCUGCAACUACUCCGAUUCAGGUCCCGUUAAACCCUCAAUCCCUUUGAUUUCCUUCCUCGAACGCGUACAGGAGACUGCUCUCCGUUCUUUGGGCGACUCCAACUUCGAUCCAAAGCUUUACGUCGAUUUGUCUUUAAAGUUCAACCUUUCAACCACGGAGGAGGCUUUUGAUAAGCUACCCAGGUCAGCAAACGGUUCCGUUUCCGCUCGGGAUCUGCAGAGCUUCAUAGCCUCCUAUCUGGGUGAUGCAGGCAGUGACAUGGUGAUCAUCCAACCCGUCGAUUUCAUGCCAGAGCCGCCUGGCUUCUUGCCCAAGGUUGAGAACCCCGUUGUGAGGGCAUGGGCAUUAGAGGUGCAUUCUCUGUGGAAGAAUCUGAGCCGGAAGGUCGCCGAUGGCGUGAAAGAGAGCCCAGAAUUACAUACUCUUUUGCCUCUUCCAUCGCCGUUCAUCAUUCCCGGAUCUCGAUUCCGAGAGGUUUAUUAUUGGGAUUCUUACUGGGUUAUUAGGGGCUUGUUAGCAAGCAAAAUGCAUCAGACUGCAAAGGGAGUUGUUCAGAAUCUUAUUUCCCUCAUAGAUAAAUAUGGUUACGUCUUAAAUGGUGCAAGGGCCUACUAUAACAACAGGAGCCAGCCUCCACUUCUAAGUUCAAUGGUGCUGGACAUAUACUUGAGGACUAAUGAUCUGGAAUUUGUGAAGAAAUCACUUCCUUCACUGGUCAAGGAGCAUGGCUUUUGGAACUCAGGCAUACACAAGGUGACCAUUCAAGAUGCUCAAGCAUGCACUCACACUUUAAAUCGGUACUAUGCAAUGUGGAACAAGCCCAGACCAGAAAGUUCAACUAUUGACAAGGAAUCUGCUUCCAAGCUCUUGAAUGCAUCAGAGAAAGAACAGUUUUACCGCCAGGUUGCAUCAACAGCUGAAUCUGGGUGGGAUUUUAGUACUAGAUGGAUGAGGGAUCCAUCUGAUCUUACAACAUUGGCGACAACAUCAAUUUUACCUGUGGAUUUGAAUGCAUACAUACUCAAGAUGGAGCUUGACAUAGCUUUCCUGGCAAGAAUUGUUGGGGAAGAACACACCGCAGAAGUCUUCUUGGAAGCUUCCCAAGCAAGAAAAAAGGCAAUAGGUUCAAUCUUUUGGAAUGCCAAGAUGGGCCAAUGGCUUGAUUACCGGCUUACGAGUAGCCAUACAUGUGAGACAGUUCACAGGUGGGGAGCUCAAAACCAGAAUGAGAAAAUUUUUGCAUCAAAUUUCAUGCCAUUGUGGAUUGAGUUGUUUAAUUCAGAUGGUCCAAUGGUGAAGAAGGUAAUGAAAAGCUUCCAGGAUUCAGGGUUGCUUCGUGCUGCUGGAAUUGCUACAUCCUUAACAGAGUCAGGGCAGCAAUGGGACUUUCCAAAUGGUUGGGCCCCGCUUCAACACAUGAUUGUUGAAGGGCUGUUAAGGUCUGGGUCAAAGGAAGCAAUGUCAUUGGCAGAAGACAUUGCUGUUAGGUGGAUUAGAACCAGUUAUGCUGCUUACAAAAAGACAGGCACAAUACAUGAAAAAUAUGAUGUGGAAGCUUGUGGCAAGAUUGGAGGGGGCGGUGAAUAUGUACCUCAGACGGGAUUUGGCUGGACGAAUGGAGUUCUCUUGGCAUUCUUGGAGGAGUUUGGAUGGCCUCACGACCGGAAAAUAGAUUGCCAUUAGGGCAUUAGAAAAGGAGUCUUAAUACGCAUGCUUUCAACAUGUGUAAAUUAUGGUUAGGGAGUAAAUGUAGACCAUAGUAUGCUACCUCAUCCUCCAUACAAUAAAGAGUUCCCCCUCACUAUGGAGAUCUUCUAUCAGAGUUGUUAUUCAUUCCAACAUUGAGUCAGUGGAUGUAUAGACCAAUAAGAGGUUGGCUUGGAAUAAAUAAAGUGAUUGAUCGAUAUUUCUACUA
Molecule: messenger RNA, 2654 nt
Organism: Nelumbo nucifera (sacred lotus)
Lineage: Eukaryota; Viridiplantae; Streptophyta; Magnoliopsida; Proteales; Nelumbonaceae
Gene: TRE1
Product: trehalase 1
Biological process (GO): trehalose catabolic process
Molecular function (GO): alpha,alpha-trehalase activity
Source: RefSeq, a predicted model, not a curated record